AUGUCUGAACACACUCCAGCCCCCUACAGACCUAGGUCUGUCUACGGCUAUGCCCUGUACAUCGGCUCGAACAUGUUGUUCUUUCUCUACCUCGUCUGGGCAGUUGUCCCUGAGAAUUUACUUCACGAGAAACUGGGCCUCACAUAUUGGCCUGUGAAAUACUGGGCAGUGGCCAUUCCCAUCUGGGCACUCACUGCAAUAGCAAUAUUCGCCUUCAUAAUUUAUCCAGGAAUCAACAUGCUGAUAACCCCAGACAUCAAUGACAUCAGAACAAUAAAGGAUCAGUACUCACUUGCUCUGAGUGAGAACAUUUCUGGAGGCAUUCCACCCGUCUCGGAUGUACCUAUCACUGAUGUUUGUAGACGAUUGUACUUGAGUGAGAGGGGGAUUAAUUAGCAAAUUUUGUAAUUAUUCAUCAUUGGAAAAUAUAUCAGUUAUAAAUUUA
Messenger RNA from Diachasmimorpha longicaudata, 445 nucleotides. RefSeq names its product phosphatidylinositol N-acetylglucosaminyltransferase subunit P (gene PIG-P). Lineage: Eukaryota; Metazoa; Arthropoda; Insecta; Hymenoptera; Braconidae. The coding region runs from base 1 to 396 and encodes 131 amino acids. Gene Ontology annotation, biological process: GPI anchor biosynthetic process. The transcript has a single exon. Gene Ontology annotation, cellular component: endoplasmic reticulum. Gene Ontology annotation, molecular function: phosphatidylinositol N-acetylglucosaminyltransferase activity. The record is from RefSeq and is a predicted model, not a curated record.